Messenger RNA from Pomacea canaliculata, 2232 nucleotides. RefSeq names its product major facilitator superfamily domain-containing protein 4A-like. The record is from RefSeq and is a predicted model, not a curated record. The transcript is spliced from 4 exons. The coding region runs from base 1536 to 2198 and encodes 220 amino acids. Lineage: Eukaryota; Metazoa; Mollusca; Gastropoda; Architaenioglossa; Ampullariidae. Gene Ontology annotation, biological process: transmembrane transport.
UGAAUGUUUUUCUAAAGUAGUUAAAGAUUAUUUUUCUUCCAUUUGUGGCCUAUGUUAAAUUAUUUUAGGGCUUAUGUUGGCAUCAGUGUGUGCAGGAAAGUGUUGACUGCAAAAGUGAAUUUCAAAUUUUUUUUAUCAGUUGAAUCCAAAGAACCAUGAGUUUAUAUUGACUACAGUCCAACAAUUCAAAUUGCCUGCUUUGGCUAAUCCAGAUAUUUAUGAAAAUUCAGCAAACACUCAUGUUUGAUUUAAAAAAACUUUAUUUGUCUCUAAAAAGAAAAAUAAUAUCUGCAACAAAAAGGAGUUUUCUAUAGAUUUCUCUUCAACCAUAGCAUUUCUGCUUUCUAUGGUUAAGCAAGUGAUUUCCUUAUGCCAAAGUGCAGUGCUAAAGCAAUUAAAAUGUUGAGGAUGUAAGAUGAAUCCUUUGAGGCUGAAUUUUUCUGUAGAGGGAUGCAGCCUGGCAUUUGGUUAAACUUGUUCAAUAAAGGAUAGUACAUCUGCCCAAUCUCUUCCUGUAUGGUUGAGUGUGUGGGAGACAUUUUGCGUACUCAUGCCAUAACCCCACCACUAAGCUGCAUCACAUGAGAGUAUCUGCCUUCCUAUGCAAGUCCAACUGCAACCUGUCCACUGCCCUUCACAGGGAUAAAAAUCAUCACCAAAUCCCCAUUCAGCUCACCAGUCACUGGAUGAUUAAACAGUUGCUUUCUAGACAGUACCUGUUGGGCAUUUCGUUUAUAGGACUGGGUGAAACGACUUUGUUCACCAUCUGCACAGGAAACUUCAUGGUCUUUUCUAUGAAAAACAAACCAGCUUGCAAAAUAGAAUGGCCAUAAUUAUGCACCCUUCAUCCCCUACAAGGCCAGUUACACAGGUUUUUACACAAAGCUGAAUGCUUUUCAGCUAAAGCUGAAUUCCUAGUCCUCUCAGCAUCAAUAAAAUCUAUCUUAGUAGCAUAUAGUUUCAUGGCAUUUUGCAAGCCUUGUUUUAAAUUUUUAAAAUUCUGCUUACAGCUUAAAAGAGUGCAAACAUAACUACUUCACAUACACAACUUUGAAGGGUCACUCUUUAGCUGUGAGUUGAUGUGAAAGGCAUGGUUCACCAUGCUUUUAGCACAUCACAUAGAAAGCAAAACCCAUUACUCUGUCCAUAUUUUAAAAUCCCUGAUAAACUUGGAACCAGCUUCAGCAGGGUGAACGAUGGAUCUUCCUCAACCCUGCAACCCUCUGUUCCAAUUGGUCACACUAACCACAUGAUUAUAAAACUUCCCAAUAAACAACACAAACCACAGGACUGACUGACACAUUAGUCACUUGUUUCUGCUCAAAUCAAUUGCAACAUUUAGGCCUUACUGAACUAAAGAGUCAAUCACAAGCAACUUCAAAAGCCUAAAUCUUAAAGCUUAAUGUCUCAACUCAAUCCAGAACUUUACCUAGAUAAAUGUGCACUUGGUGUGCCCCUGGUCUGUUUGUCCCAUAUUUAUUAACCAAGGGAGACUUGGGCAUGUUUCCCUUACAAAUGCUUGGUACUGUUCAAGCAUGGGAACAAUUGAAAGAACUGCUACAGCUAGAGAAGAACUAGAAGUUAAGGAAAAGAAUCUGAAUAAAAGUGGUGAUGCUUCACAUUCAAAAUUUCCAGCCAAACUGAGACUUCCAGAAUACAGGAGAAAAGUUCUGCGAACUCUCUGGCUUGCAGGUGCUUGCUGGGCUAUGGGCUUGAGUACUGGCAUAAGAGGCCCUUCCUUCCUUGACAUACAAAUCAUCACACAGACAACUCUGGAAUCUGCAUCAGCAUUUUUGACUGCAUCCUAUGUGGGAAACUUGUUGGGUGCAGUGUUUGCUGGUGUGAUAUAUGACAAGCUGAAUAAGUCAUGUCUGUUGAUUAUGAUCGUGAUUGGGCUUUCCUUGACCAACAUAGCACUGCCUUGGUGCUCACCAUAUGGCCUCAUGGUGACCAUACACAUUCUUUGUACUCUUUUCAGUGGUGCAAUUGACACAGCCUGCAAUGCGGAACUGCUGAGAAUUUGGGGUCAAGAAGGGAGGAAGUCCAUGCAGUUCAUGCACUUUUCCUUUGCUUUUGGCGGAGUCCUUGCACCACUCAUCACUGAACCUUUUCUGACAAGCAAUCCAGAAACCGAUGAUGCUACCAACAGAUCUGAAGCAACAGCACAGAAUAUCACCUUAGCUGGGAAACACUUCUAGUCAGGUAUUGCCACUGACAACUCAAGUCCACUAU